Molecule: messenger RNA, 2129 nt
Organism: Parasteatoda tepidariorum (common house spider)
Lineage: Eukaryota; Metazoa; Arthropoda; Arachnida; Araneae; Theridiidae
Source: RefSeq, a predicted model, not a curated record
AGCCCCGCCCUUUCGUCUCUCGGACAAGUAAAGGAAGGGGAUGGGGUUUGGAACAGAUUGCGGUGAUGAGUCUACCAGCACGGUCAUCGGACACUCCGGGUGUAGAAGGUACUAGUGCUCCCCCCGAAGCGUGUGGGAGCUGUGCUGCAAUCGGUAUAAAAAUCCACAAUUGGUGCAAAAAGAACUUCUCGCCGAUUUGUAGGAGAUGGAAAUUUUAGUCCUUCUUCUCUUAUUCUGGAUCGCCGCUGACCUCGCCUCUGCCCGAUGUCCAAAGCAAUGCACUUGCGCCCUCAAGUUUGGCAGGAAGACGGUGUUCUGUUCAGGCGGUGGCCUAAACUACAUUCCCGUGGCCGAGAUGGACAUGAAUGUACACGAACUGGUGAUCACUUCUCCCCCGGACAACCCCAACAACAUCACGGUCGGGAGAAUAUUUUUCAAGUUCUCCAAUCUGGAGACUGUGAGGAUCAUUAAAUCGGGUAUACCUGCCAUAGGAGACAGUUCAUUCUGGCCGGGAAGGCGAUUGCGAGUGCUCGAUCUGAGCCAUAAUGCAAUCAGCUUCUUAAGGGAAUCCGAUUUCAACGGACUCAAAAACUUGAUAGAAUUGGACCUGAGUGACAACGAAAUAUUCGCCACCCCUUCGGCACCCUUCCGCCACCUUCUCAACUUGAAGAAACUCUCUUUGGCCCAAAACAAACUCCAGAAUUUAGUUCCUAGAUUCUUUUACCUCCUUUCUCAGCUGGAGGAACUCAAUUUAAGUGGGAAUGUCCUGGGAUUCAUCGAUCCAGAGAUUCUUCAGGAUGUGAGGAACCUGAAGGUACUGAAAAUAGGUCGGUGCAGACUGCUGCAGGUGCACCCGAUGCUCUACCAGCAGCUCCCUGUGCUCGAGCAUCUGGACUUGAGAGACAACUACCUCACUUCACUGUCUCCCGGAGAAUUCCGGCACCUUCAGCACCUCUCUACUCUUCAAAUGGACGGUAAUGCGCUGGUUAGCCUGACGGAGGGCAUCUUCCACGGACAGACACUUCAAAAGUUAGGACUUUCUCGAAAUAACCUCUCCUCUUUAUCAGAUAAGACUUUCACGAACGCCACUAUCCGGGCACUAGAUAUCUCUUACAAUAAAUUAGAGUAUGUGCUUCGAGACACUUUCACGCCACUUGGGCACUGUCUGGAGGUCCUUAACAUCAGCCACAACCCCAUCGGAAAUCAGGCCUUCUUCUCCAUCAUCCACUCCCUGAGAAAUCUGAAAUGCCUUCGGUCAUCUCGUCUGAAGAUUAAAAAUUUGUUGAGGGACGUUUUUGCGUCGAACACUAAACUAGUGACACUGAAUCUGUCUCAUAACGCUGUGGUUGAAAUCAGUCCGGAUAUUCUGUAUCCGUUAGAGAACUUGGAAAGUUUAGACGUGAGUUUCAACAAGAUAAGUACUCUGGCGGAGAGUGUAUUGGAAGCGUUAUUUAACAAGACGUUUUUCAGAAACGUCCAUCUACACGGUAAUCCCUUCGAUUGCUCCUCUUGUCAGAUUGCACCGAUUUUUCACUUCGCUAACGAGACACAUUUUGUGGACGGGAAUGACUCGUUUCAUGAAUGUCUGCAGUGUGAAAUGCCCAUCGAGUGGAAGGGUCGUUGCAUUAUUUCACUCCAAGAAAAUCAAAUAACAUGUCAAAACAUCAUUUUCGAUCGCCAAUACCUCGAAUACACGUCACAGGUAGGGCUGAUGGUGGCCAUUUCCAUUAUCGUACUUAUCGUGACCAUCAUAUUGGUCAUCAUCGUAAUCUACCGACGGCACAUAGCUCACUAUUAUACCCACGAAGAAGAGCAAAGAGCGUGGAAGGGAAUCUACGAGAAUCCCGCCCUGGUACCCUCAGGAGGUGUUCACUACGGGGAGCCCACUUUUAUCUCGACUGGCGACAAAGUGGACGAAAACAUUGAGGACAUCCGAACACCCUGAGACUACCCUUUAGCCUAAAGGAUACUUUUACAGAUGGCCCCCCCCCCCAAAAAAAAAAGCCGUCACUUAUUUGAAUUUGCCAUUCGAUAAAGUUUCUUGUAUUUUACACAUUGUCAUAUAAAUUUUAUGAAGAAAUUUUCAUUUCCUAAUGCAAAAUAAAAAAUAUUUAAUAAAAAAUUUAAAA